Molecule: messenger RNA, 3132 nt
Organism: Asparagus officinalis (garden asparagus)
Lineage: Eukaryota; Viridiplantae; Streptophyta; Magnoliopsida; Asparagales; Asparagaceae
Product: protein argonaute MEL1-like
Biological process (GO): regulatory ncRNA-mediated post-transcriptional gene silencing
Cellular component (GO): cytoplasm
Molecular function (GO): protein binding; RNA binding
Source: RefSeq, a predicted model, not a curated record
AUGGAGGCCGCGUGGACGAGGGCGGAAAGGUGGCCGCCGAUGGAGGCGGUGACAUGUCAGCCGGGCGGCGGACGCGGAGGUCGAGGCGGCGGGGAGGCCGUGGGAGACGGUCCCGGAGACGAGCGCCCUGGUCCGCCUUCGAGCUUCGAUCUCUCAGCAUCAAAUGGCUUCCAGCAUCGCACGCCGUCGGGAUCUUCGAGUCUGGCGACGAUCGAGGCGUUGGGGAUCGAGAUCAGGCGCGCACCGCGAGAACGGAGGAGUUGGCGUGGCGGAGACCGCGUCCCGCGUGCGCUGGCGCCGUCGUCGGCGAAGGCGAUGCGGCACCGCCCGCGUCCUGGGUUUGGGACGGUGGGGAGUGAGGUGAUCGUGCGAGCAAAUCACUUUCUCGUCGAGGUCGCGAACCGCGAUCUUCAUCACUAUGAUGUUGCCAUAACACCAGAAGUGACUUCAAGGGCUGUUUGUAGGAAGAUUAUUAGUGAGCUUGUAAACAUGUACAAGGACUCCCAUCUAGGACGCCUAACACCAGCCUAUGAUGGCAGGAAAUCUCUUUACACUGCUGGAGCUUUGCCCUUCACAUCUCAGCAGUUUAAGAUUAAAUUAGCUGAAAAGGACCGUGGCGACAAGGAAUUUGGUGUUACCAUCAAGUAUGCCGGACGUGCUGAUCUCCAUCAUCUUCAGCAGUUCCUUCAUGGGAGGCAGUUUGAUGCCCCACAAGAAACAAUACAAGUGCUGGACGUUGUUCUUAGGGAGUACCCCUCACAAAAUUAUGUCACAGUAGCGAGAUCUUUUUUCUCGAAGGAGUUAGGGGCAACAAAAGAUAUUGGUGAUGGAUUGGAAUGUUGGAGAGGAUACUAUCAGUCCCUUCGUCCUACGCAGAUGGGGCUCUCCUUGAACAUAGAUAUCGCUGCCACUUCUUUUUACAAGUCUAUUUCAGUUAUAGCCUUUGCUAAGGAGUACCUAAACAUGCGAGAUGCACCGCGUACCUUGACAGAGAAACAGCGUAUUGCUUUGAAAAAAGCCCUUAGGGGAGUUCGAGUUGAAGUCACUCAUAGGAAAGAUUGCCGCAGACGCUACAAGAUUAAUGGUCUAACAAAUGAGCCCUUAGGCCAAUUGAUGUUUCCUGUGGAUGACAAGGGAAACAAAAUGCGAGUGGUGCAGUAUUUUCAGGAGAAGUAUCGCUGCAAACUUGACUAUCUUACAUGGCCUUGCAUACAGUGUGGCAGUGACAGUAGGCCAACGCACCUGCCGAUGGAGGUUUGUAAAAUUGUGGAAGGUCAAAGAUUUUCAAAGAAAUUGAAUGAGAAGCAGGUUACUGAAAUACUAAGAGCAACUUGUCAACGCCCAGACAAAAGAGAGAAGAGUAUAUGGGAGAUGGUCAUGGAGAACAAGUAUGAAGAUGAUAAAUAUGCACAGGAGUUUGGCAUCAAGGUGGCCAAGCAGCUGACCUCUGUUGAAGCGAGAGUCCUUCCACCACCAAUGCUCAAGUACCAUGAUUCUGGAAAAGAGAAGACAUGCAAUCCAAGAGUGGGUGCGUGGAAUAUGAUAAAUAAGAAAAUGGUUAAUGGUGGAAAAAUUGAUAGCUGGGCAUGCGUUAGUUUUUCCCGCAAUCUCCAUCCUGACGCAGUAAACUGGUUUUGCCAAAGUCUGUUUGGUGUUUGUAAUAACAUUGGAAUGUCUAUUGCACGUGACCCAGUAAUCAAAGUCCUCUAUGAACGUGCUAAUAACGUGGAGGGAGCUCUAAGAACUGUGCAUGCUCAAGCUACUACUGCUUUGAGAGGAGGAACCCUACAGUUGCUACUUAUCAUUCUUCCAGAAAUAAGCGGGUCUUAUGGUACAAUCAAGCGUGUUUGUGAAACUGAACUCGGGCUCAUAUCACAAUGUUGCUUACCUAAGCAUGUUCAGGCGUGCAAGCCACAAUAUAUGGAAAAUGUGGCUUUGAAAAUUAAUGUGAAGGCCGGAGGCCGUAAUACUGUUCUGUCAGAUGCUCUUAAUAGGAGGAUGCCUUUUGUAUCCGAUAAACCAACCAUCAUUUUUGGGGCUGAUGUCACACAUCCCCAGCCAGGAGAAGACUCCUCUGCUUCCAUUGCUGCAGUUGUUGCAUCAAUGGAUUGGCCUGAAGUGACAAAGUACAAAGGCCUUAUUUCAUCCCAACCACAUAGGCAAGAGAUAAUAAAAGAUCUUUAUACAACCACACAAGAUUCCCAGAAGGGUAUUAUUUCAGGUGGCAUGAUUAGAGAGCUGCUUAUUUCUUUCAGAAGAGCUACAAAUCAGAAACCCCACAGAAUUAUAUUUUACAGGGACGGUGUCAGUGAAGGACAGUUUAGCCAAGUUCUUCUGUAUGAAAUGGAUGCAAUAAGAAAGGCUUGUCAAUCUCUGGAAGAAGGCUAUCUGCCGCCUGUUACCUUUGUGGUUGUGCAAAAAAGGCACCAUACCCGUUUGUUCCCUGAGAUCCACGGAAGCGACCAAACUGACCGGAGUGGCAAUAUACUACCAGGAACUGUUGUGGACAGGAAAAUCUGUCAUCCCACGGAGUUCGACUUUUUCCUCUGCAGCCAUUCUGGCAUACAGGGUACUAGCAGACCUGCGCAUUAUCAUGUGCUCCUGGAUGAGAACAAGUUCUCUGCCGACGCGCUUCAAGUGCUAACCAAUAGUUUGUGCUACACUUACGCCCGAUGCACCCGUUCAGUAUCAGUCGUUCCGCCAGCUUACUAUGCGCACCUCGCUGCCUUUCGAGCGAGGUACUACGUGGAGGGGGAUUCUGACGUAGGGUCGUCAUCGGUGGGAGGUACACGUGUCAAAAGCGGUGACAUCCGUCCUAUUCCACGCGUCAAGGAUAACGUCAAGGAAGUCAUGUUCUAUUGUUGAAAGAGGGGUUCCGAGUGCGCGUGCUUCUUUUUUUUGUUUUGUUUGUUUCUGUGAAGUUUGUUGACAGUUGAUUUUGUCGGUUUUGUGAUGCGCCUUCGGGGUUUUUGGCAGGCUUAGCUACCUACCUGACUUGUUUACUUGUUUAUUAUUAACCCAUCGCGUUCCCGAGUAUACUCCGGCCGAUUGUGGGUUUAUUUUUUGUUUUUUGUCGAUACUGUGAAGUGUUGACGAGCACAGCGUUCCCAAGUUUGUUGGUUUCUUUUUUUU